AUGAAGAUACUCGCAAUUAUCUUAACGUUAUGUGUUUUAUCAUCAACUGCCCUUCGAGCUAGCUCUAAACAAGAAAGUGUUGCUCAUGCUGAGCCUUCCCUUAAAGAUAUUAUUGAAAAAAUCAAGCUCAUAGCUACACAAACUGCACCUGAAAAUAUUCUAAUUUUGUAUAAAUAUAAUAAUAAAUAAAAAUAGUCACGUAUUUAUUAGAAAGAACUAUAUAAUUGAGCCAGUCCAAGGAGCUGAAGAAGAAAUUUCUCCAGACGCUUUGCCUUCUCCUUCCCUCCUUGGGGUUAACAGCUACGAGUUCUCUUAUGACGACUUUGAAGAUGAUGGAGAUGAGGAUUAUUAA
Messenger RNA from Blepharisma stoltei, 352 nucleotides. The record is from the annotation of a GenBank genome assembly. NCBI's taxonomy places the organism in Eukaryota, Ciliophora, Heterotrichea, Heterotrichida, Blepharismidae.